AUGAUUAAAACUCUGUUGCUCGUAUGCGUAUUGCUCCGUCGCCUUGACGUUGGGGCGGCAAUACCGCACGGAGGAUCAAACUCGCACCCCAUCUCGAUGACGACGUUUAGUACACUUCGACCCCCUUCCGGUUUGUUGCCUGCAAUUCAGACGUCAAAGCUUGGAAGUGAAUUUCCAGCUUCGCUUGCGGACUACUCGGAAGUUGUUGUUGACGCCGCGCCCAGUCACGCGCGUGGGCAAACGCGGAAAGCGAAGACGAAGGGGACAACUCUAUUGAUGACCGCUGGGGGUUUGGCUUUGUUGGCCGUUUUGGGGACAGCGGUUGCUGAUCACGUUGAUCGACAGAAUGAAGGCACCGUGACUAGUUAUGAGCACGAUGAGAGGAUGGAAACAGCAAGGAGUAUGUUAGGCGUCACGCGCAUAAUGGCUAUUGUCGCGGCAGCCAUGGGCGGUGCACAGUUUUUGUUCUACAAGGCAAAAAACUGGAAAAAGUCAAGAAAUUAA
Neospora caninum is the source of this 504-nucleotide messenger RNA. RefSeq lists its product as hypothetical. NCBI's taxonomy places the organism in Eukaryota, Apicomplexa, Conoidasida, Eucoccidiorida, Sarcocystidae. Bases 1 to 504 code for a protein of 167 amino acids. The transcript has a single exon. The record is from RefSeq and is a predicted model, not a curated record.